Aphanomyces invadans is the source of this 1368-nucleotide messenger RNA. RefSeq lists its product as hypothetical. The transcript has a single exon. Bases 11 to 1234 code for a protein of 407 amino acids. Lineage: Eukaryota; Oomycota; Saprolegniomycetes; Saprolegniales; Verrucalvaceae. The record is from RefSeq and is a predicted model, not a curated record.
GCUGGGGAACAUGGCAAAGAAGGCGGCGACGAACGCUAGCUCUGCGACGGCGCCAGCACCGCUUCCAUCCAAGGCCGACGACAGUGUGGCGGAGCUCGAAAAGACGCUGCGUGCCGAGCGACAGAAACUGACGUUAUUUCGACGCCCGCUGUCGGUGCUGUACCACUUUUCCAUCGUGCUCAAGGAUUUCGUUCGAUGGGCGAUCGUGGCGCUUGCAACGCACCCCCUGACACUGUUCCUGGCGCUGCCGCUCGUGUUGCUGUGGAUCGGCCUCUCCAACACACCGGGCGAACACCACGUGUACUUGGACGAGUUCAACACGAAUGUCGAGUACGUUGUGUGGUGGGUAGGCCUCGGCGUGCUGUCUAGCGUUGGCCUCGGCACCGGCAUGCACUCUGGCAUUCUGUUCCUGUUCCCGCACAUCUUUCUGGUCGUGCAAGGCGCUGAAUUUUGCAAGUCGACCGACUUCGACACGCGCCACCACACGUGGUUCCGUUCAUUCGAGACGAACUGCGGGUCGUCGACCGGCGCGGACGUGACAUUCGUCUCGAUGUUCACCAAGGUCGCAGUCGCGUCGAUGCUGUGGGGUGCAGGGACCGCGUUGGGCGAGAUUCCGCCGUACGCGCUGUCGUACGCGGCGAGUGUGGCCGGGAAGCGCAACGAAGAGUUUGAGGACAUUCAGACGUCGUCUUCCGAGUACAACGCGCUGAACCACAUGAAGGAGUGGAUGAUCUCGUUUUUGCAACGCCAUGGAUUCUUUGGCGUGCUGCUCAUGAGCGCGUGGCCGAACAUGGCGUUCGACUUGUGCGGGAUCUGCUGCGGCCAUUUUCAAAUGCCGUUCUGGACGUUCUUCGGCGCGACGUUGAUCGGGAAGGCGCUGAUCAAGGCCAACUUGCAAGCGAUGUUCUUCGUCACCAUCUUCACCGACGCCACGCUUACGGAGAUCGAAAAGUUCAUUGCGGCCAUCACCCCCGAGUCGUGGGAGCUCGAUCAAAAGGUCGCCCAGUUCCUGCUCGAGUGCCGCCACAAGUUUCACGCUGUGGCUGACAAGGCCAAGGUCGACCACGCGGCGGAAGGCGCCGCGGCCGACAGCAGCUCUCUCAUCUCGCAGGCCGGCGGGUUCAUCAUGGUGGCGUUCAUGGCGUACUUUGCGAUUUCGUGCAUUGAGCAGUUUGCCCAACAGCACGCUGCCGACGAAGACGAGAAGACUGUCGAGAAGGCCAAGAAGAAGUAAUUGGCACAUUUCUAUAGAGGAUACACGAUCGUUCGCCACGACGAUGAAAUAUGACAAAGGGGGUGAAUGUGUGUGUGUGUGUGGAUGUGGGCAACCCACAGAUCGUGAUGACGUCGAGGGAACUAGCAAUCGAG